This is a messenger RNA of Phycodurus eques (leafy seadragon), 2944 nucleotides long. RefSeq names its product mitogen-activated protein kinase 4 (gene mapk4). The record is from RefSeq and is a predicted model, not a curated record. Gene Ontology annotation, cellular component: nucleus; cytoplasm. The transcript is spliced from 9 exons. Gene Ontology annotation, biological process: cell surface receptor signaling pathway; protein phosphorylation; intracellular signal transduction. The coding region runs from base 825 to 2882 and encodes 685 amino acids. Gene Ontology annotation, molecular function: ATP binding; MAP kinase activity. Lineage: Eukaryota; Metazoa; Chordata; Actinopteri; Syngnathiformes; Syngnathidae.
GGCAGGCUGCUGAUGCUCCAGCGAGUGUGAUGCUGUUGUUUUUUCCUCUUUUAUUCUGCGCUUUGUGAUUGCAACGUGGAGCUUGCCACUCAAGCGAGGCGCGGUAACACAUGGGCUGGUCGACUGAUGCUCAAAGUGGGGUGCUGACCCCCCCCCCGCCCCAUCCCAGAGUGUUGGCAACAGGAAGCGGCUUGGUGGGGGAUUAAAACACAGGAAGACCACCAGUGGUUGUCUUAUUGCUCUCACUCAGGACUAAGUUGAUUUAAUGAACCGCCGACGCCAUCAUGGAAGAGGAGGAAGACAAUUGAACUAUAGCUGUCCACGAUGCAACUGUUUCAAUGGAUACCUGAGCAGAGUUGAUGAGAACCCGGCAGAGCUUUAAGCAAGUUAAAUAUGUGCAAGUCAUGACUAUAUUUCUAAAGUGUAAACCCUCGAGCCUGUCCUCAAGUUACUGUGGCAAAAAAAAUCAAGUCCAGUUAGAUCAAGUCCUCGCUAAAUUUGAAGCGAGUAAAGUCAUCACUUGGGUUAAGCAAGUCGUAAGUCAAGUCAGAUCAUUUUGCUCUGUUACAACAUGCGUCUAUUCGCACAUUAGCCACUUUGCACUCAGUAGCUAGUUAGCUGUACUAAUACAUUCACGAUCACGGUUGUAACCAACUCAUCUUGUAAUUUUACCCAAAAGCCCAAUAUCCCAAACGUUUGCGAGUAAUGACGGUGGAAUGGAGUGAGUAGAGAUACACCCUGUGGACCUUUUAAUCAACAACACCAAAAAAUGUAUUUAAUUACAUAAAAAACACCAGCCUCCCAAUCAGGGCAAGUCAUCAAUCAUGGCGAGACAAGACACCUUGCACUUCCUCCAUGACUUCGAUCUAAGCGGCCAGUUCGUCGACGUCAGGCCCCUUGGCGCCGGAGGGACCGGGUUGGUCCUGUCGGCCGUGGACCAGCGCACGGGACGGCGUGUGGCCAUCAAGAAAUUGGCCGUGUGUGACGCGGUCACGGUGAAGCACGCGCUGAGGGAGGUGAAGAUCACCCGCCGGCUGCAUCACGAGAACGUGGUUCGGGUCCAUGAGGUCCUGGCGCCCCACGGACAGCCAUCGACCAGGGACCCGGCCCAGCUCGGCGCCUUGUACGUCAUCCAGGAGUGCAUGGAGACGGAUUUGGCUCGGCUGCUGGAGCAAGGAGCGCUGUCGACAGGUCACGCGACUCUGCUGUUCUACCAGCUGCUGCGGGGCCUCAAGUUCAUCCACUCGUCCAACGUGCUUCACAGAGACCUGAAGCCUGCCAACAUCUUCGUCAACACUGACCAACUGCUGCUCAAGAUCGGAGACUUCGGUCUGGCCCGGAUAGUCGACCCGCACUAUUCUCAUAAGGGCUAUCUGUCCGAGGGUCUGGUCACUAAGUGGUAUUGUUCUCCUCGCCUGCUGCUGUCCCCGAACAACUACACGAAGGCUAUAGACAUGUGGGCUGCAGGCUGCAUCUUGGCUGAGAUGCUCACUGGACGCAUGCUCUUUGCAGGAGCUCACGAGCUGGAGCAGAUGCAGCUGAUUCUUGACACUGUGCCGGUAAUCAAAGAUGAGGACAGACAGGACUUGCUACAGGUGAUGCCUUCGUAUAUUAACCACGGCUGGAAAGUCAAGAAGCCGUUUUCUGUGCUGUUGCCGGAAGUUAAUGCCGAAGCUGUGGACUUCCUGGAGCAAAUCCUGACGUUCAACCCCAUGGACCGUCUGACGGCCGAGGCGGCGCUGUCCCACUCCUUCCUUCGCCAGUACUCGUGUCCCGAGGACGAGCCCACCUCGUCCCACCCCUUCCGCAUCGAGGACGAACUGGAUGACACCCUCGUCGCGGGGCAAAGCCUCAGCAACAGUCUGAGCCGGGCCUCCAGCAUCCACUGGGACAGCUUGGCAACCGAUGUGUGCUGGCAGCAGUCAUGCAUGCCUUCUGGUCACAUGACCUCAGAUAUGGAAGACACCACCGAGGAAGAGGAGGUACAGAGGGACCCUAGAGCCAGCUGCAACUCACUUCUAGAGGAGGCCCAGGUGGACCCACGUAAAUAUUCUCACAGCAGCUCCGCCGAACGCUACCUAGAAAACUCCCACUCCUCUCUGGACCGGGCCUGCGGUUUCGGGUUCGGCGACCUGGACUGCGGCCGCUCGUGCGACUACAAGGUGGGCUCGCCCUCCUAUCUGGACAGGAUCGCGUGGCGGGACGGCAAACCUCAGCACUACUCGGAACCACGGCUCAUUCUGGAUCUGUCUCACUGGAAGCGCAACACCAGCAACCCUCCAGUGCCCAUCCAGCCACUUGGUGGAAGCGUGGAGGACGUGCGGGAGCUGAACACGGAUGACCGCGUUGCAGGAACGGGGGAUUUAUUUCAGGAGAUCUUCCGCUGGGUGGAGAGCACCCAGUCCCGUCUGUCCUCACCCAGUCCGAGUCCAUCUCUGGAGCGGCACUCCUGCUACACCUGCUCCCCGCCUCUCCCGCUCUCCCCUACAGACCUCUCGACUCCGGUCUUCCACUACCCGAACGUGGAGCCUCAUCACUUCACCGACGAGGACAGACUCAGUCCCUCCCCGCCCGUCACCCCUCCAUCUCUCUGCUCCCUCCUCCCGUCCUCUCCCACCUCUCCUCGUCUUCCUCCCCCAGCUCUCCCCACUACCACCACUGCCUCCUCCUCUGACUUUCGACCCGACGAGUCACUUCCUGUCAAGCAGAAAGAACGCCUUUUCGACUUGGAUGUGUUCAUAUCCCGAGCGUUGAAGUUGUGCCGUCAGAAUAAGGAGAAAGGUGACGGGAAAGGGCGGAGGGAGGAGAACAAACAGGUGAACAUCAACAGCAGGUUGCCCAGACCUCCUGAGCACAGGACACCACCACCCCCGCAGACUUAAAGACCACUGCAGGAUUUUACACACAAAAGUUUUGUUUUUCCUCUUUCGUAGUAUACAGAGUU